Messenger RNA from Gamsiella multidivaricata, 1320 nucleotides. RefSeq lists its product as uncharacterized. Gene Ontology annotation, biological process: glutathione biosynthetic process. Lineage: Eukaryota; Fungi; Mortierellomycota; Mortierellomycetes; Mortierellales; Mortierellaceae. Bases 141 to 1103 code for a protein of 320 amino acids. The transcript is spliced from 4 exons. The record is from RefSeq and is a predicted model, not a curated record. Gene Ontology annotation, cellular component: glutamate-cysteine ligase complex. Gene Ontology annotation, molecular function: enzyme regulator activity; glutamate-cysteine ligase catalytic subunit binding.
GUAUUGUUAUAACAGUUCGAUCGCAAGCUGAUCUCUUCUUAUUUCUACAGCACACACUUUCCACUCAUUCUCAUUCGUUUCCUCAUUCCACUUCCUCAUUUCCUCGCACCAAGUUCUCUUUUGCCACCUCAAUACCUACUAUGACCGCAAUUCAGACUCCAGAGUCGCUUCAAGGCCCGACAUACAGUCGCAACUAUGAGGGGCAUAGCCAUUACAGCAAGCAACCAAGAACCAGAACACAGCCCGUCGCGUUUGCGCAGGAGACCUUCUCUCAACUGACGUUAUACACUGCCAAUACCAUGCGCACUGGGACCACUGGGCUGCUGAACACGACCCUGAAGAAAUCAAACCAAGAGCUUGUCUCUGCAGUGGAGGACACGCUGCUGCGCUCACUGGAGUCCACUCAGAUCAAGGGAAGCAGUAUUACCAUUGCUGACCAAGGAGCUAUUGGGCCCUUGGAGGAGGGCCGAUCCAAGUACGAAAUUACAGCCAAGCUUUUCUUCUUAUCACCUGCUGGAGCGUCUGCACUGCUGUCUGUCGAGCACUUGGACAAGGCAUUCCAGAAUCUUGACUCUGUCUUGAGUACAUCCAAUCUGGUUGUGGAUAAUUUCAUCCUUGCUCUCCCCAACCAGACCUUUGACGAGAACGAGCUCGAUGAAGCAGAGCUUGAGGAUUUCAAGCGAGAUGUUCAACAAUACUACCUGCCAGUUUGGAGGCGACUGUCAGAGCUCCGCAUGAAUGGACGGAUCGGUCGCCUAGGUGUAUCCGAGUUCUCGAAGCAACAGCUAGUGAUCUUGAAGGAGGUAGCACUCUCGGUUGGAGCAGUAGCCCCUGAACUGAACCAGGUGAAUCUUCAGGACUGCUGUGUGCUCCCCAAGGGAUUGGUCGAGUACGCAAAAGCCGAGGGAAUCGAGCUAUUGACCCAUGGUGACUCUACUAACAUUUUACCAAAGUCAACAUUGGCCUCACUGCUGCAGCCUCAUCUGCCUGCCACAUCUGCUUCUUCUUUGGCACCUAGGUCCGUGCUCAAGUACUCUGCCAUCCUCACAGGCCGUGGACUCGUUACACGGAAAGGAUACAUUGUUGAUGCUGCUACCGCAUAGACUACAGGACAACGCGCAACACAUAUACUUCAUACACCAAUACCAUGCACAGUAUUCGUUUUUCAUAGAGCCAAGCAAAAAAGUAAAAAGGAGGCAAUUGAAGUGGAGAGCAGAGAAAGCGGUUCGACGCGUUACAACUUUUCCCUUUGGUCGCACAACGACAUAGGGCAUGGCUAUAGCACGACUUUUUACGCCACCAAAAAUGCAACUGCAUAUU